This is a messenger RNA of Cygnus olor (mute swan), 1223 nucleotides long. Its product is annotated as glutamine amidotransferase-like class 1 domain-containing protein 3A, mitochondrial. Lineage: Eukaryota; Metazoa; Chordata; Aves; Anseriformes; Anatidae. The record is from RefSeq and is a predicted model, not a curated record. Bases 55 to 729 code for a protein of 224 amino acids. The transcript has 4 exons.
AGAUGCACAGCAAAUUGGGACUCUCUGGGGACUCCUCCUGCUCUGCCUGUGACCAUGGGAAAGAAAGUGGCGGUCGUGCUUGCUGGCUGUGGGGUGUACGACGGGAGUGAGAUCCAUGAGUCUUCUGCUGUGCUGGUGCACCUCAGCAGGGAGGGGGCACAGGCAGAGGUUUAUGCUCCUAACAUUGACCAGAUGCAUGUGGUGGACCAUGUGAGAGGACAGCCAACUCAGGAGAAACGCAAUGUGUUAGUUGAAAGUGCCAGAAUAGCCAGAGGCAACAUCAAGGAUCUGGCUAAGCUGGAUGUGAAGGGGUUGGAUGCCCUAAUAAUACCAGGUGGCUUUGGAGUGGCUAAAAAUCUGAGUACUUGGGCCACCCAAGGAAAGAACUGCACAGUAUCCAAAGAGGUGGAGGAUGUCCUGAAGGCAUUCCAUGCUGCCAAAAAGCCCAUCGGCCUGUGCUGCAUCUCCCCAGUGCUGGCAGCCAAAAUCUUCCCCGGCUGCGAGCUGACUGUGGGUCAUGACACAGAGUGUGAGAAAUGGCCUUAUGCAAAGACUGCUGAGACCAUGAAGGAACUUGGCUGCAAGCAUGUGAACAAACAUGUCACUGAAAUUCACGUGGAUGCGAAGAACAAGCUGGUGACCACCAGUGCCUUCAUGUGCAACGCCCCCAUUCACGAAAUCUACGAUGGUAUCGGAAAAAUGGUCAAAGAAGUGGUCAGACUUGCCUGAAUGCCACAAAGCCACAGAAUCCAGCUCCUCUGGAGAGCAGGCACUAAGCCUUGCACUUCCCCUUUCAUACCCACAUGUCAACAGGCAAACCGCUACUCAGAGUUCUUCCCCUCAUGGCCCACUGGUAGCCCCUGAGGAGGGAGAACAGGAGCGAUGUAAGCACUGGCAUGCUUUGCCAAGGACACGCCACUUACUGCGCUGAUCACAAGGUGGCAGUAACUGGAGUGUCAGCGUUCAUUUUGCUGACGUGCAGGUGCCAGGUUUCCACAGGGCUCACAUGCAGCCACUGUCUCUGGUUCUGAGCAGCUGAGCAGUUGCCUGGUCAUUUCAGCCAUGCCAUGGCUGACCCGACGUAUCACCUGUGAACAGGAAUUGGUCUGCUUCCCAGAUUUGUUAUAAACCCAUCUCUCCCUACAUAUGGCCACCUCACAGAAUGGAUGAAUUAGUGGCAAAAAGAACACGAUUCUGGUACUGAAUAAAACAGAUAUAUUUUA